ACCUACAACAUCUGGGACCUCCGGGGACAUCGUCUGGCUACUCUCAGUUAACUCUGUCUACAAGAGAAGCUCCUCAAACUCUGGGUCUUGUUCCCAAGAGAUCAGUGUAAGCUCUGCUGUGCCACUAAACAAGAGAGACUGUAUUCCUGUACAGGGGGCAGGGUAUUAAAAGGGAAGAUUUACAGAUGGGAAACUCAAAUCAGGUUCACAACAAGAUCUGAUAGAGUCGCUUUUUAUAUCAGAACAUGAAUAUGGUCGGCCUUUGAAUGUACAAGGAGAGAUGUUUGCCUGUUUUGUCACUGAGAAAGGGUUUUAACUUCAGUUUGAUUGCCUCCGACUGCUGUGGCCUUUGUAUGAUUCUAUUCCCUUAUAAAAGCACCGAGACACACACGCCCGAGUGUGAGUACUCCAGUACGCUCACAGCUUUAACCAGUUACAUGUUCUGAAAGAACAUUGCACUAUUCACAGCAAGGGGAAACUACGCACAUAUUCCGUGUGUGGAUAGGCUUCAACUGAUCAUCUAACCUGAAGAGACACAAGGACACUGGCACCAUGGAGAAACCGUGGAAAUGUGAGGACUGUGGUAAAGGAUUCAAUUAUCCAUCCCGGCUGAAAUAUCAUCGCCACAGUCACGUUGGGGCUGAAAUCAUGGAGAAACCAUGGAAAUGUGAGGAGUGCGGUAAAGGAUUCAGUUAUCGAUCCAUACUAGAAAUUCACCGACGUAUUCACACUGGAGAGAGACCGUGGAAAUGUGAGGAAUGUGGGAAGGGAUUCAAUUAUCCAUCCCUGUUGGAAAACCAUCGUCGCAGUCACACUGGGGAGAGGCUAUGGAAAUGUGAGGAAUGUGGGAAGGGAUUCAAUUAUCCAUCCCUGCUGGAAUACCAUCGACGCAGUCACACGGUGACCGGCAGCAUGGAGAAACCAUGGAAAUGUGAGGACUGUGGGAAAGGAUUCAAUUUCCCUUGCCUGCUGGAAAUUCAUCGACGUAGUCACACUGGGGAGAAGCCGUUUACCUGUUCCAUGUGUGGGAAGGGAUUUACUAAGUCAACCAACCUGCUGAGACACCAGCGAAAUCACACUGAGGAGAAGCCAUUCAGCUGCACUUACUGUGGAAAGAGUUUCGGGCAGUUAUCCAACCUCACUGCACACAAGCGAGUUCACACUGGUGAAAGACCGUUCACCUGCUCCAAGUGUGGGAAGGGAUUCACUCAAUCAGCCAGCCUCAUGUUACACCAGCGAAUUCACACUGAGGAGAGGCCCUUCAGCUGCACUUACUGUGGAAAGAGGUUCAGGCAGUCUUCCGACCUCACUGCACACCAGCGAGUUCACACUGGGGAGAGGCCAUUCACCUGCUCUGUGUGUGGGAAGGGUUUCACUCAUUCAUCUGGCCUUUGGUCACACCAGCGAAUCCACACUGAGGAGAAGCCAUUCAACUGCACUUCAUGUGAAAAGAGGUUCAGGCACUCUUCUGCACUCACUGCACACCAGCGAGUUCACACUGGGGAGAGACCUUUUACCUGCUCUGUGUGUGGGAAGGGAUUCACUCAGAUCUCUCACCUGCUGACACACCGGCGAAUUCACACUGGGGAGCGGCCAUUCACCUGCUCCAUUUGUGGGAAGGGAUUCACUCAGUCUCAACACCUGCUGUCACAUCAACGAGUUCACAAGUGACUGCAGGGGUUGUGUUCUGCUGUUAUUGUUGCUGUUAAUCAAUUCCAAGACUGAUUAUCUGACGAUGUUUGGUUUGUUUCUGCUGAUGUUCAUAACCCCUAUAACUCUCUGCGUUUAUUAUUCUGGAUAUGUCACUGAUUUUGGAGCUGCAGUUAUAAAAGCACCACUAUCUUUCCUCUUAAUCACAAACUCUGAACAGAAACUUGAUUACAAUAAAGUUAUGAACUUUUAAUUCAAUCCUAAAUUGAUCUUUGGGACUAAUUCUACAAUUCAGUGUCUGAGAGGUUCCACUCUCAACUAGAGAGUGCUGUUUAAUCCUUGCUGACAUUUUUUACUGACUUGCACAUUACACACAGUGACACCUCCCAUUAUGAAACUAAAUUAUCAAGUAACAUAAACAAAGCAGUAAAAUGUUUUACAGGCACAUCAAAAAAGAGGUAGUCUGUGAUGUAAAUUGGGCCAUUAAAGGACUAGAUAGGAUGAAAUCACAGGUAAUGACAGAGCGAUGGCAGGAGUAUUCAAUCAUUGUUUGGCUUGGUGUUUCCCAGGGAGACAGAACAGGAAAACAUGACAUUGAAUGAUGAGGUGAGUAAUGAGAUAAGUGCAUUUAAAGUCAAGGAAGAAUGUAUUGAAUGAACUAAUAAAACUCAAAUGAGAUAAAGUGGCUUGGAUAGAUUGAAUCCACAUAUUUUAAAAGAACGUAGGGAAGAGAUAGCACAGGCAGUACUGCACAUAAUUCAUUCACAGAAGGUGUAGUGCCAGGGGUAUGGUGGAUAGCUGAUGUAAUUCCUAAUAUGCCCCAUAAUAGACUAAUGAAUAAGGACAGAGAUUGUGGAGUCAGGGGACACGUGGCAGAAUGGCCUGCUAGCUAGCUUCAAGACGGAAAGCUGUGAUUAGGAGUGACAGAAAGUGGGAAGCUGUGUUCUACAAGGAUCAGUGCUGGGACGACUGCUGUUCACAAUUUACAUUAACAAUUUGGAAUCAAAUGCACAGUUUCUAAAUUUGGGAUGGCACCAAACUGGGGAGAUAGUCAGUCCUGAGGAGAUCUGCAACAAGAGACAGGCGGACAUUAAUAAACUGCAGAAUUGACAAAUAAUUGAUGCAGAGAGAAUGUUUCCUCUUGUGGAGAGGAGCAUUACUAGAGGUCAUCAAUAUGAGAUAGUCACCAAGAAAUUCAAUAGGAAAUUCAGAAUAAACUUCUUCACUUGAAAGUGUUAACAAUAUGAAACGUGCAACUACAGGGGUUGGUUGAAGUGAUUACUGUAUAUGUUUUAUGGGAAGGUUUGACAAGUAUAUGAGGGAGAAGGAAAUAUCGGGUUACAGUGAUUGAUUUCGAAGUGGAAAGGUGGGAGGAGGUUCAAGUGAACAUAAUACCAGCAUGGACUGGUUGGGCUGAAUGACCUACCUCUGUGCUGUAUACCCUGUGUAAAGCUAAUCCUAUAUAAAGCUUCAACUGAUUAUCCGAUCUGGAGAGACAUAGCAACAGCCACAACAGGGAGAAACAGUGGAAAUGUGGGGCCUAUGAGAAGGGAUUCAGUUCUGCAUCCCAGCUGGAAACUCAUCAGCGUAGUCACACGGGGAGAGGCCAUUCACCUGCACCGCGUGUGGGAAAGAUUCACUGAAUCACCCAGCUUCCAGAAACACCAGCGAGUUCACACUGGGACAAAACUGUAAAACUUCUUAUAAUAAGUGUGGCAAGUGAUUCAGCCAGAUAUCCAGUUGCCAGAAACACACGUGAAAUCAUACAAGGAAGAUGUCACUCAUUGACUCCAUUUAUGGGAAAGGAUUCACUUGUGCAUCUGGCCUCACUGUCCAUCAAGUUGUUCACUCUACUCUCACUGUGUGAAAAGAUUUACAAGCUUUAAAGAUCUGAUGAAAUACCAACUCAUUCACACUAGAGAGAAACCAUUCACCUGAACUGAAUGUGGGAAGGGAUUCACUCAGUCAUCCAACCUGCUGACACACCGAGUUCACAUCUGACUGGAUUGGUUGGAUUCUGCUGUUAUCCUGGCCUCUCUCUGAGCCUGAACCAAACUGUUCAUCACCUCAGUGUCAAUUUCACCCUGAGCUGAUUUUCUGACCCAUAUCUGCUCCAUCACCAAAGCCGCCUACUUCCACCUCUGUGACAUCUCCCAUCUCUUCUCCUGCUUCAGCCAAUUUGCUGCAGAAGCCCUCAUAUUCCUGCCUUUUCUCCCUCUGGUCCCAACUAUUCAAAAGUUCUCCUAACAUUCCUUUCAUAUUCCAGCUGCUGGAAAUACACUGCUGCUUGUAUCCUAACUCAAAGUUAGUGCCAUUCACCCAUUACCUCUGUACUCACUGCCUGGGUGCAAAGCUCUGGAUUCUCUCCCUAACCAUCUCAACCUUUGUAACUUUCUCUUCUCUCCUUUAACAGGCUCCUUAAAACCUGCCUCUUUCACCCCGUGUUUGGUCACCUGUCCUGAUAUCUCCUUUUGUGUCUUGGUGUUGAGGUUUGUAUGAUAACGCUCCUGUGAAGCACCUUGGGAUGUUGAAUGUG
Carcharodon carcharias (great white shark) is the source of this 4186-nucleotide messenger RNA. Its product is annotated as gastrula zinc finger protein XlCGF8.2DB-like. The transcript is spliced from 2 exons. Lineage: Eukaryota; Metazoa; Chordata; Chondrichthyes; Lamniformes; Lamnidae. Bases 553 to 1671 code for a protein of 372 amino acids. Gene Ontology annotation, cellular component: nucleus. The record is from RefSeq and is a predicted model, not a curated record. Gene Ontology annotation, molecular function: DNA-binding transcription activator activity, RNA polymerase II-specific; RNA polymerase II cis-regulatory region sequence-specific DNA binding. Gene Ontology annotation, biological process: regulation of transcription by RNA polymerase II.